Molecule: messenger RNA, 936 nt
Organism: Aedes albopictus (Asian tiger mosquito)
Lineage: Eukaryota; Metazoa; Arthropoda; Insecta; Diptera; Culicidae
Product: RWD domain-containing protein 4
Exons: 3
Coding region: 183-809 (208 amino acids)
Molecular function (GO): protein binding
Source: RefSeq, a predicted model, not a curated record
UCAAGUCAAAAGGUAGUAAACAUAUGCGUUUGUUUUGUAACAUCGUCCUCGGAUCGUACUGCCAUCACCGCAAUUUUUGGAAGAAUCUGGUGAAAAAUAGCCGUUUUUGCUAAACCUAGCCCGCUGUUGUAGUGUAAUGUACGUAGUUUAAACGGUCUGUUAUAUUUUAUCAAUAAUCUAAAAUGUCAGAAACUAAAGAAAUGCAAACUGAAGAACGAGAAGCGCUAGCUUCCAUCUACGAGGGUGACGGCUUUUUCAAGCAAGUGAAUGCGGAAACCUUUCAAUAUAAGUACGGCGAAGAAGAUGGAAAUAAAUCAUUCCUGCUGGAAAUCUGCUGGCAAGAGAACUAUCCCAACGAACUUCCAACUAUUAACAUGGAUACAUUUUACAAUAGAAAUCUCUCGCGUCCCCUAAAAGAUAAAAUAACAUCAAUACUGAAGGAGGAAGGUGAACAGUGGCUGGGAUGCGGAAUGACCUACACGCUAUUCGAGUGCCUUAAGGACAAAGUAGAGGAAUUGCUAUCGGACGAGAGUUUAAGCGGUGGAACCGACCAGCAGGUGAUAGGAACUAACCAUCAGGACGAUGUCCACCGGAGUUCCGACGACGACGAAGAUGGAGACGAGCGGGGGACAAAGGGCAGUGCGGCAGGAGGAGCAGGCGGCGGGGCUGGACAGAAGAAGGAACAUCUGACCAAGGCACAAAAACGCAAACAGUGGGAUCGUGUGGACAACAAAGGAAACCGGCCCAGAGGCUGGGAUUGGGUAGACAUUAUCAAGCACCUGUCGCAGACGGGUGGCAAACCGGAAUAGCGUGAUAUGGUGGGUCGACCGGGCGUGGGACUCGCAGGAAGCUCAAGGGAAAGCUUCGCUUUGGAAGAAAAGUAAAAUAAAUGCAUGUUGCUAUUGAAAAAAUAUACUAGGGGUAUAUACUAACGCA